CUCCAGCCACAUCAAGCGUUGACUGUUCGGAGUGCAAUGAUUUAUGCAAGUAUAGUAUUGUUAUAUACCCUUUAACCCAACUGUGCUAGUGAUAUCUUUGUAAGAUUGUCGCCUGCCGAGAGCGCGGUAAGAUAAACUGAUUAUCCAACGAAUAUCGAACCUAAAACUAACUUUACCCAGUUUGUGUAGCCUGGGUCUUCAUCCAGUAGCAAGUUCCUGUGUAGAAGAGUUCAGCCUCCUGCCACGUAGCAGCGACUUCCUUGGAUGCAGACAUCAAUAAAAGUCCAAAAUUCCAAGAAACUUUCGAAGAACAGCCUACAUUGAACAGUAGCAGAUGCAAAACUAUGCUGAGGGUUAUGUUGGACAAGGCUGGACAAGACAGACCUGUUGCAUAUUUGAUGAGCCAGCGUGAUUAAGUUCUGUAUUUGGGGAAAAAUAAAAUGGGUUGUCCCAUCCUGGUGCUCACUAUCAUUGUGUCCACUCUUGGUGGUCUUGUGUUCGGCUAUGAGCUUGCAAUUGUAUCUGGAACUCUACCACAACUCCAAGCUCAGUUCCAUCUGGAUUGUGUUCAGCAGGAAUCUGUGGUUAGCGCUCUUCUGAUCGGAGCAUUGUCGGCCUCUGUGGUUAGUGGUUGGAUAAUUGAUCGUCAUGGCAGGAAGGCAUCUAUUUUACUGAGCAAUCUCCUCAUUCUGGGGGGAACACUUAUCCUGACUACAAGCACAUCUUUUCUGUCAUUGGUGUUUGGUAGGGCAAUCAUUGGCUUUGCUAUGAGCAUAUCUUCCAUGAGCUGCUGCAUCUUUGUCUCGGAGAUGGUUGCUCCAACAUGCCGAGGUGUGAUGGUGACCCUGUAUGAAGUUGGUAUUACUGUUGGGAUCUUGUUGGCCUAUGCUGUCAACUACAUUUUAACUGGUGCCCAAGCAGGAUGGAGGUACAUGUUUGGGCUCGUUGCUGUACCUUCCCUCAUGCAGUUGGUCUCCAUUGAGUUUCUGCCUCAACAAAAUGGUUCCUCUGUAAGUCUCAUGGCUGAGGAUGAAAGCCAGCAAUCCGAUAGAUUAGCAGAGGGAACUUCAAACCAAAACCAACCAGACAAUGUGCAAUAUAGUGUCCUUCAUCUUUUUAAAUCCAAAAAUAACAUGUGGAGAAGAACUGCUAUUGGUCUUGGGCUGGUGCUCAGUCAACAGUUCACAGGUCAGCCGAAUGUCCUCUUCUACGCUUCCACCAUCCUUUACUCUGUUGGAUUCCAGAGCAAUGCAUCUGCAGAUCUUGCCUCUGUGGGUUUGGGUUUUGUCAAAGUCAUUGCUACACUUGUAGCAAUGGUCUGUUCAGACAAGGUUGGCAGAAGAUCACUGCUGAUUGGUGGUUGCUCAGUGAUGGCAGUAGGACUGAUGCUUACUAGUAUCUUGAGUUGGCAAUCAGUAAUUGAUACAACAAAACACUGCAGCUCUUUGGAGCCAAAUUCAAAUCUCACCUUACUAGUUGAAAAUCAAAGGAAACUAGACAACAACUCACUCAUUCAGGACCAGAGUUCUUCAUGGAGUGCACAUGAAACACAUGAUACCUAUGAAUAUUCAAACAAUGAGAUGUAUAAGUGGGCUAUUUUUAUCUGCAUGAUGGCAGUUGUCAGUGCUUUCUCAGUGAGCUUUGGACCAAUGACAUGGCUUGUGCUAAGUGAAAUAUUUCCAAAGGAAGUGCGGGGAAGAGCAUUUGCAUUCAUUAACUGCUUCAAUGUGGGGGCCAACCUCAUAGUGUCCUUUUCUUUCUUGAAUAUAAUUGAUGUGAUAGGUCUGUUUGGAACAUUCUUAAUGUAUGGAGUUAUUGGAAUGGCAGCUGCUGUGUUCAUCUAUCUUGUGCUACCAGAGACCAAUCAAAAAUCUCUUUAUCAGAUCGACAGAGAGCUUUCUCACAAACGAUUAUUCCACAGCAAGGAAUUCUGCAAUAUUUUCCAGAGAAGUUUCUCUCCGGGUUAUCAGAGAGUGCAUUGGACAAGUACAUCAAUAUGAAAUCCUAUGCAACAUCAAUGUCAUCAUCAGAAAUAUUGGGUUGCUCUCAAUGUCACUUCACUUUUGUCAUCAUAUGUCCUGCUAGAUGUAGAUCUAAACAUUUAUCACAUAUUUGCCACCAUUAAAGGGAUAGUUCACCUAAAGAUGAUAAUUCUCUCAUCAUUUACUCACCCUCAUGCUGUCUCAAACUCUCUUUGUCCAUACAAUGUACUAACAUGGGGUCCAAAAAUUUCAAGCUCCAAAAAUGACAUGAAGGCAGCAUAAAAGUAAUCUAAAUAACUUAAGUAGUUUAAUCCAUGUCUUCUGAAGCAAUACCAUGGCUUUGGGUGAGAAGCAGACCAAAAUUUGGUCCAAAAGUCUGUUAUACUCUCUAAAUCUUCUUGCUGCUAAAACAUAAAACAUGCAGUUGAAUUUGAAUGCUAAACAUUCUAUCCACAUUUUCCUACGUCCCGUGAUGCUUAGGGAGAAAUAUAGGUGUUACUUCCGUUGUCAAGUAAACACAGCUGUGGUUGCGGUGUACAUCCAUUGAUUCUUUCGUUGUGUGUUGGGAUUUUGAGGGGAGUGUGUAUGAUUUCGUGAGGACAUACAUCAAUCACUAUAUCAGUGUGUUACUGAACAAUAAUAAACGUAAAGUCAUAAAGACAAAGAAAGCACAAACAAAACCGGUGCGCUGUUUAUCCCAGAUGCAGUUGAGAUUUAAUCUAAGCACAAACGCAACAUUUCGAGCUAAAUUAUUGGUUGUUUUAGUGGAGUACUUGUGUUAGUUCAGCUUCAGAUGUGUCUGCUUGUCAUCUUGUCACCCUGCAUGUUCAAAUCAGACAGACACACUAAGGAAGAGCUGUUAAGUUCUCAUACUUUUUCAAGUUUUCCGAUCGGAUGGUUAUUUCCUUUUAAAUGCACACGUAAAUUUAAACAUUUGUUCAGUGGGUGAUUGACUGGUGAAGGGCACCUAUUAUGCUUUUGAACAUUCCUAAUUUUGUUUUAAAGGCCUCAUACAAUAGAUUUACAUGCAUCCAAGGUCAAAAAACACUUUAAUUUGCUCAUAAUUUAAAUUGCAGCAUUACCUUUUUUUUUCCAGUGUCAAAAAUGACUCGUUCAAUGAUCCAUUCUAAAGGAUUCAUUCUAAACUCCUUUCAGAGAGCCUACUCUGUUCUGAUUGGUCAGAUGUCCCAGUCUGUUGAGAUUGGUCUACCGCUUAGUGUAGUGUUUGAGGGUGGGUCAAAGCUGUUCGUGAGCAGCCACUGAAGACCAGACGUGGAUUUUUUGUUACCAAAUUAAGUAGGUUAGUACAGGAAGUAAAUCUGGAAUUACUAAUGACUCGUUUCAAGUGUUCAGAAUCGGUUCUUUCUUUUGGGAGUCAGUAACUCCAUUUGUCAUGCACUUAGAUUUUUGAAACUUUGCAGACUUUUUUACAUUCACAAACAGCUAUAUAACACACUACAUGAAAGGUAAUAUUUGAAAAACCAUAAUAGGUGCUCUUUAAACCUAAAAUGCAAUGUAGUGUGUGAUAGAAGAAAUGUGUGAUAGAAGCGAUCUAUCUACAUGAGUCUGCAGUUAGGUGUGUUUAUUUCAUUGUUUUACUUUGUUGUAGAGUGGUAUUCAUUGCUAGACUUGUGUUGUUUGUUUACUGUCUUGAACUCGCAUCGCUUAAAGGUGUGUUGGUGUGUGCUAUAUUGUUUUGACUUGUCCCAGGGUAUUCACUGCUAGAUUUAGAGUUGGUUGUCCAGUGUGUGUAAAACUAUCAUUGUUUUUAGUGUCUAUAAACAGUGCUUCACUUGUUUUGGAGUAUUAUUUAUUGCUAAAGUGCAGCAUAAUUUAUUUGCAGUGUACAGAAGUCACGUUCGUACACGCGCUUGUCACCUCGCGCGACCCUUAGUUUCAGUUGACCACGUGACUAGCUUUGUUGUGCUAAGUAGCAUUAAGGCGUGUCCUGCUUUUUCACUGAACGGCUUGUUAAUAUCAUGUAUAUAUUUUACUUGAAUGCUGAUGCGGAAGUGGUAGCCCUCGUGUAAAGCCCUCCUCAUAUGAAGAUCUACUCAUGUAAAGACCAGCGAGUCUACCUGUGCGAGUCCACCGAGCAAGGACACCAACAAGGCGCCACUCACCGUAGCACUUAAGUAUCUUAAUUUUAUCUCUUUUCUUAUUUUCCUUGUACAUACUAACAUGUCUACUUCACGAAUAACAUAUGCCUUCAAGCACAUCCCUGUUAUCUGUUACAGACCAUUCAAACGAUACAGAUGCAAGACAAAACACAACCCACACAACCUUCGGCCACUUUGCAGUUCAGCAUCUGCUUCGCUCUCUUUCUCAGUGGGACUCUGGAAUUGCCAGUCAGCUGUGAACAAAGCUAACUUCAUUCCAGCCUUUGCCACACAGUCCACCCUCAGCAUCCUGGCACUGACAGAAACAUGGAUACGUCCAGAGGAUACAGCAACACCUGCUGCUCUCUCCAACAACAACAACUUCUCUCACACCCCUCGACACACCGGUAGGGGUGGGGGAACAGGUCAGCUGACAAACUUUAUUGAAGAGUUGGAUGUCCUGCUGUCCUCCUUGUCGGAGGAUGGUAGGACACUUGUGGUUCUUGGUGAUUUCAACAUACACCAAGACAAGCCCCAGGCCACUGAACUGAAUACUCUUCUGGCCUCAUUUGACUUGGAAAGACUACACACCACAGCAACUCACAGAUCGGUCAACCAGCUGGACCUCAUUUUUACACGCCAGCACGUACUACACCACCCAGCCCCUGGCUGUCUGACAUCCUUCGUGAACAUCGGACUGACCUCAGGGCAGCUGAGAGGAGAUGGCAGGAAAUCCAAAGAUCCAGCAGAUCUAGAACAAGCUGCUGGAUGACAACCAGUCGGGCUUCAAAAGUGGACACUCCACCGAGACUGCCCUGCUGUCUGUCACACUGAGAAAGGCGAAAGCUGAAUCGAAAUCAUCCGUCCUGAUUCUGCUGGACCUUUCUGCAGCCUUUGACACAAUCAAUCAUCAGAUCUUACUCUCUACCCUCUCCUCGCUGGGCAUCACAGGAACUGUGCUUGACUUGUUUAAUUCCUAUCUCUCAGGUAGGUCCUUCAAGGUAGCCUGGAGAGGUGAGGUAUCCAAGCCUCAUCAGCUACUUACUGGGGUACCUCAGGGAUCAGUGCUUGGGCCACUUCUCUUCUCUAUAUACACAACAUCACUGGGACCCAUCAUUCAGGCACAUGGUUUCUCUUACCACUGCUACGCUGAUGACACGCAAUUCUACUUGUCUUUCCAGCCCAACGACAUCACAGUGACUGAUCGAAUUUCAGCCUGCCUGGCGACAUCUUGGCCUGGAUGAAGGAACACCACCUGCAACUCAACCCAGCCAAGACUGAACUCCUUCUCUUUCCAGCCAACCCUGCUGUUGAACACAACAUCACCAUGCAUCUGGGUGCAACUACAGCAACGCCUUCCAAAACGGUCAGAAAUAUAGGGGUAACCAUCGACAACAGACUAAAUUUCACAGACCACAUCUCAAAGACCGCAAGAUCAUGUAGAUUUACACUCUACAAUAUCAGGAAGAUAAGACCCUUCCUCUCUGAACAUGCCACACAACUGCUUGUCCAGUCACUUGUCAUAACUAGACUGGACUACUGUAACGCUCUCAUUGCAGGCGUCCCUGCAUGUGCAAUUAGACCCCUGCAAAUGAUCCAGAAUGCAGCAGCACGUCUGGUCUUUAAUGAACCAAAGAGAGCGCAUGUUACACCACUCCUUGUCUCUCUCCACUGGCUGCCAGUUGCUGCACGUAUCAAAUUCAAGGCUCUGAUGCUGGCAUACAGAACAGUCACUGGGUCUGCUCCAGCAUACCUAAAAUCAUUUCUGCAGAGCUACGCGCCCACUAGAAGCCUGCGGUUGGCUAAGGAACGUCGCCUGGUUGUACCAACACAAAGAGGCACCUAAACACUUUCUCGGACUUUCAGCUUCAUCAUACCACGAUGGUGGAAUGACCUUCCCAACUCCAUCCAUGACUCACUCUCUGUCUUCAAAAAAUGACUAAAAACACAUCUUUUCCAUGAGCACUUAACCAGUCAUUAAUAAAAAAUAAAAAAAUAAAAAUAAUAAUUCUUGUUGCACUUUAAUCUGUUUUGAAUACUAUUCUGAUGCUAGUGAAACUUUGUAGUAUGGCACUUUUCAUACCACUGUCUCCUUAAGAUGAUUCGCUUUUGUUUUCCUCUUUUGUAAGUCGCUUUGGAUAAAAGCAUCCGCCAAAUGAAUAAAUGUAAAUGUAAAAUGCAAUGUGGGUUUUGACUACCUCUGUAUGUGUUUUUUGUGAUCCAAUCACAAAACAUUUUGCACCCCGUUUACAACUAUAUUUAGCGCUGACCUCUGCAAUCGGAUCAUCCGAAACACGUCUUAUUCCCAGCUGUAAACAGUCUUAAAAUGCCUGCAGCUAGAGCUAGCGAAUGCUGUAGAACGACUUCUGGCAGAAGUUCCACCCACAUUCGUUUCCCCAGUAAGACCCGCAGGAAAAAUGUGGAUAUGUCAGUGGGAGAUUUUCAAACUUUUACCUUUUAAUUCAUUAUAAAGUAGUUUCUAAAAAUGUUAUUAAAAAUAUAACAUAACACACCUAAGUCUGAAAUUAUUAUAAAAUAUUGCAAAUAUCAGGAUUUCAAUACAGUGCUGCCUCACAACAUGUCAUUAAUUCCUUUAUAUCAAAUGAUUGUCCUUGAACUACCUGUUUGUCUAAAAUCUCAUGUCCAUCAAAAAAAAAAAAAAAAAACUUUUCCUGAAGAUUAUACUGAAGAAUACAUGAUGAAAUAAAAAUCUGUGUCAUGUUUGUAAAAGCUGUUUAAAAAAAAAAUAUUGCAAAAAUUAUAUUAUUUAUUAUUUUCUUUGAAAUAAUCAGUUGAAGAAUAAUGGGUCUUGUAGUCAAGAAUCUAAAGUCUAAAGAGCUGUUGGGAAAUCUCUUUACAUCCUCGGGUAAGGAUGAGGUGCUGAUUGAUUGAAUCAAAUGAUACCCUUGAAUAACAACAAUUUUUUUAUUUAUUUUAAGACAUUUUAAAUGACCUCUUAUUAACUGUAAUAUACAGGUAGAAUCAAACAUUAUUAUGGCCAACUAAACUAACACAAGGCCUUUUAAAAGGAAAGUUCACCCAAAAAUGAAAAUUCUCAUUUAUGCAUCCUCAUGCCAUCCCUGAUGUGUAUGACUUUCUUCUGCAGAACACAAAUUAAGAUUUUUAGAUGAAUAUCUUAGCUCUGUAGGUCCAUACAAUACAAGUGAAUGGUGAACAGAACUCAGAAGGUCCAAAAAGGACAUAAAUGAAGCAUAAAAGUAAUCCAUACAACGCCUGUGAUUAAAUCCAUAUCUUAAGAAGCGAUUUAACAGAUGUGGGUAAGAAAAUUAUAAAAGUGCUUUUUUUUUUCUUCUUUUUUUUCUUUUUCUUUUUCUUAUAAAUCUCCACUUUCACAUUCAGCAUCUACUGGUUGGGGCAGGUCAAAGGUGGAGAUUUAUGGUUAAAAAAAUGACUUACAUUUGUAUUUUAAAAAAAUUAUUUUAUGCAUUUGGCAGACGCUUUUAUCCAAAGCAGCUUACAGUGCCCUGAUUACAGGGACAAUCCCCCUAGAGCAACCUGGAGUUAAGUGCCUUGCUCAAGGACACAAUAGUGAUGGCUGUGGGGAUUGAACCAACAAGCUUCCACUUACCAAUUCAGUGCUUUAGUCCACUACACCACAACAACUCCCACACAUGUCUUUGUUGGUUUAACGUUCCCAUGCUCAGUGAACACGCUGAACUUGACACUGAGAGAUACAGUGUUGAAGCACCCAAAUAUUGAAUUUAUAUUAUAAUGUAUGUUUUGAUAAAUGUGUUAAAAUAUGUGUUUAUGUGUUUAAUGUUCAAGUGGGUUAAUGUGUGGUUAUGUGGGUGGAGUAUUUUGUCCAUAAGUUGAUUUUAAUCAAGUAUAAUAUGGGGCUCGUUAACAGCCUUAUUUUGCCCUUGUUGUGCUGCGGCCUUAGCUACAUGUGCGCAGCAUGUGUUCCCCAGAUUCCCCAGGCCAAUAAACCAGCCAAGUUGAAUUUGUA
Molecule: messenger RNA, 8048 nt
Organism: Myxocyprinus asiaticus (Chinese sucker)
Lineage: Eukaryota; Metazoa; Chordata; Actinopteri; Cypriniformes; Catostomidae
Gene: slc2a10
Product: solute carrier family 2 member 10
Exons: 9
Coding region: 441-2000 (519 amino acids)
Biological process (GO): transmembrane transport
Cellular component (GO): membrane
Molecular function (GO): transmembrane transporter activity
Source: RefSeq, a predicted model, not a curated record